Molecule: messenger RNA, 2474 nt
Organism: Sander lucioperca (pikeperch)
Lineage: Eukaryota; Metazoa; Chordata; Actinopteri; Perciformes; Percidae
Gene: dlat
Product: dihydrolipoamide S-acetyltransferase (E2 component of pyruvate dehydrogenase complex)
Exons: 14
Coding region: 175-2091 (638 amino acids)
Biological process (GO): pyruvate decarboxylation to acetyl-CoA
Cellular component (GO): pyruvate dehydrogenase complex
Molecular function (GO): dihydrolipoyllysine-residue acetyltransferase activity
Source: RefSeq, a predicted model, not a curated record
AGGAGGGGAGCCGUAAAGCGUUGUGUUUUGGACUGGAGGAGGUCAUUAGAAAGUGAGGAUAAGUACGGAUCGGUUCUCGAGUCACAGAGACACCCGGUGGCAACAUAUAUCUGAUGCCGGUGUAAGAUACAUACAUUAUUUAACACCUCUGUGUAGCGUUUUAACUGCUGCGAAAUGCUUCGUCUCAUCCUGCGGCUCAGGCCGUCCGCCGGGCUCCGCUGUCCCCGUGCCCUCCCGACCGGGCCUGCUACGCUCAGCUCCCGCUCCGUGCCCGGAGCCGGUUCACUGAGGCGGCUUCACCGCGGAGCGGGGUCCCGGACCGUGUGUUUGGGCUCCGGCUUCAGCCACAGGGGAACUCUGCUGCGGUUUCCCCAUUUGACAGGCAGCUGUCAGAGCAAGCGUUACUACAGCCUGCCGCCGCACCAGAAGGUGGAGCUUCCUGCACUGUCACCCACCAUGCAGACAGGAACGAUCGCUCGCUGGGAGAAGAAGGAGGGAGAAAAAAUCAGUGAGGGCGAACUUAUAGCUGAGGUGGAGACUGACAAGGCCACUGUAGGUUUUGAGAUGAUGGAGGAGUGCUAUCUGGCAAAGAUCCUGGUUCCUGAAGGGACCAGAGAUGUCACUAUCGGAUCUGUAAUCUGCAUCACAGUUGACAGCCCUGACCUCAUCUCAGCCUUUAAGGACGUGACGUUGGAGUCACUUCAAGCAGCUGGUGCUGGUCCUUCACCUGUUGCCUCCGCUCCUCCUCCUCCUCCUCCUGCUGCUGCUGCUGCUCCUGCAGCCCCGGGAAGCUCUUACCCAACGCACAUGAAGAUCACACUUCCUGCCCUCUCUCCCACCAUGACAAUGGGAACAGUGCAGCGCUGGGAGAAGAAGGUGGGAGAGAAGCUGAGUGAAGGAGAUCUGCUGGCUGAGAUCGAGACUGACAAGGCGACCAUCGGCUUUGAGGUGCAGGAGGAGGGAUAUUUAGCCAAAAUCAUGGUGCCAGAGGGAACUCGGGAUGUUCCCCUGGGAAUGCCGCUCUGCAUCAUUGUAGAGAAAGAGAGUGACAUUGCUGCCUUCAAGAAUUAUGCAGAGAUUGGGGUGGCAGAGGUUUCCACACCACCUCUAGCACCAGCUGCAGCUCCGGCUGCUGCAACACCCAGUCCUGCUGCCGCUGCCCCAGCAGCACCCAGGAAAGGUCGUGUGUUUGCCAGUCCACUAGCCAAGAAACUCGCUGCUGAGAAAGGAAUCAACCUGGCACAGGUCAGCGGCUCUGGUCCUGAUGGGCGCAUCACCAGGAAAGACAUUGACAGCUUUGUUCCACCAAAGGCUGCACCUGCCAUAGCUGCUGCUCCCACUCCAGCUGCACCUCGUGCUGCUCCUGCACCUGCUGCAGCUCCUGCUGCACCAGCUGGGACCUUCACAGACAUCCCUAUCAGCAACAUCCGCAAGGUCAUCGCUCAGAGGUUGAUGCAGUCCAAGCAAACUAUCCCCCACUAUUAUCUUUCUGUAGAUGUCAACAUGGACCAAGUGCUCGAGCUUCGGAAAGAACUCAAUGCUGAGGUGAAAGCCCAGAAUAUCAAGCUUAGUGUGAAUGACUUCAUCAUCAAAGCCAGCGCUCUGUCCUGCCUCAAGGUUCCCGAGUGCAACUCCUCCUGGAUGGACACGGUCAUCCGCCAGAAUCAUGUAGUAGACCUGAGUGUAGCUGUGAGCACAGCCAACGGUCUCAUCACGCCUAUAGUGUUUAACGCCCACACCAAAGGACUGGCUGCCAUCAGCUCCGAUGUGUCGGCUCUCGCUGCCAAAGCGAGAGAAGGCAAACUGCAGCCACAUGAGUUCCAGGGAGGUACAUUCACUAUCUCUAAUUUGGGGAUGUUUGGCAUCAAGAACUUCUCCGCGAUAAUCAACCCCCCUCAGGCCUGUAUCCUCGCCGUCGGGGGCUCAGAGAAACGGCUGAUGCCUGCGGAUAAUGAAAAAGGGUUCGACGUGGCCAGCAUGAUGUCGGUGACGCUGAGCUGCGACCACAGAGUGGUGGACGGAGCGGUCGGCGCGCAGUGGCUGGCAGAGUUCCGCAAGUUCCUGGAGAAACCCGUCACCAUGCUGUUGUGAUUGGACUGUACUGCCUAAACAGCAGCAACAGGCAGAGGCCUCUCACUGAAGUGAUCUGAUUGGUCUAAACCGGUCUGAAUCCUCCUGUGAUUGGCCAGCCUGCCACCAGGUCACUCCCAGUUACCCCGAAGGGGAAGAGGCAGAACUCACUCCGCUUACCUGUCUGCCCCGCUGUCCCUCCUGUCUGUCUUUCUCUCCUUUCCUCUCGCUCUUCUCUCACUCGUAUUCUAUUUAUUGAGGCCCCGUCUCAUGAGAGACCAGAAUUAGGUCAAAUUUAUACUAGAAUAGAGGCCGGUCAUAUGUCGCUAAAACAUUGAUAAUGUUUUACGAAGGGAAAUAAUCUGUGAUUUUGUGUGAAUGCGAUAAAGACAAUGGGAAGCGCA